UGCCCAUUCUCUCGGCGGGAAGCCGAACGUAAUUUUUUUUUUUACAGAAUGUUUUUCACGGACAUAGAAGAAAGGAAAUUAAUCAAACUAGUAUCACAGCACCCAGCACUCUAUAACUCAAACAACGACGGUUACCACAAUCAAGUGAUAAAGGAAACGAAUUGGAUAAAUAUAGGACAGGCGUUAUUAAAACCACCUGAAGAGUGUAGGAAAAAAUGGAAAUUCAUCAGAGACGGAUACAUGCGCUUUAAGAGGAGAUCACUCAGAGCUGGCCCAGACAUGGCGCCGCGGAAAAGUUCAAAAAACACGCGCCACAAAAUGUUAUUAUUUCUAGAAGCUAUCACUGAUGAUUCAGCACAGACUAUAUCAGAUUUAGAGUCUGUGGACAUGAAACCACAUGAAGAAACGUCUGCUUUAGAUGCGGAAAUUUCAAGCAACGAUGAUUCAAGCCAGGAAAAUUUUGAGGCUCGGUACGAUUACGUGGAUGAAAAGAAUUUUUCAUUCGCUACCACUAAUAUAAACGAGAAUAAUAUUAAAAGGGAAGAAGAAGACGGAUAUCAGAGCAAGGAACGGCAAAUAGUUCGUGACGAAGAUAAAUUGGAAUCAGAUGAUACUAAUGUUAGAAGGAGAGAUGGAGAUUUGAGAAAACGAGAAGAUGAUGUGGAUUUGUUCUGCCGUCAUAUUGCAGAAGUAUUGAGGAAUUUACCGCCGCUGUACAAAGCUAAAGCUAAGAAGAGUAUUAGCGCGAUAGUGUCAGAUUAUGAAAUAAAAGCUGCGCAGUCAAAUUCUAAUUCAUCAGAUAGUUCGAAAAGUGAUUGACAUACUUUUUAUUUUGUUUAUGAGAAGCUAUAAGAUUAAAUAAUAAGUUUGUAGCAAUCAUCAAAUCUUUAUCUUAACCUAAAAAGUAUGAAAUAAUAAUAACAUGAAGUUAUUAUGGAACAGAAUGGUUUUCAAUGUUGUGCUUCUCCAAACUUAAUUUCUCAACCACCGACACACAUAAACUAAAUAAAAAGGUUAUAGUCCAUUUCAUUUAUACGACUGAAGUUUUUAAAGGUGAUUCUGUACAGGGGCGUAUAAAAAACAUCAAAAGCCCUUUUCUAAGUCAUAAAUUAUGUUCUCAUACGCUUUUUAUAUGAAAUUGUGAGAAUUUUAUGGCCCUUGCAUGAUAAAGCACAUAAUAUUCUAUUUAAACAGGCUGUAAAAUGUAUAAUAAGGAUUAUUAUUUCAUUACAAUCUAAGUAACUAGGGUAUUUUUUAUAUUUUAUUGUCAAUUUCAAUAUUUUUAUGGCAUUUAAUAUUGGACAUUUCAGUGUCAACCUAUAACUACUUUUAGAUAUUAAAUAGGGUUUCUCUUGAAUCGCGAGGGUAUUUAAUACCAAUAAG
Amyelois transitella is the source of this 1383-nucleotide messenger RNA. RefSeq lists its product as uncharacterized. The record is from RefSeq and is a predicted model, not a curated record. Gene Ontology annotation, biological process: regulation of transcription by RNA polymerase II. Gene Ontology annotation, cellular component: transcription regulator complex; nucleus. Bases 49 to 819 code for a protein of 256 amino acids. NCBI's taxonomy places the organism in Eukaryota, Metazoa, Arthropoda, Insecta, Lepidoptera, Pyralidae. Gene Ontology annotation, molecular function: DNA binding. The transcript is spliced from 2 exons.